Messenger RNA from Lipotes vexillifer (Yangtze River dolphin), 606 nucleotides. It is a transcript of the gene SDC4, whose product is annotated as syndecan 4. The transcript is spliced from 5 exons. Gene Ontology annotation, biological process: cell migration. Bases 1 to 606 code for a protein of 201 amino acids. NCBI's taxonomy places the organism in Eukaryota, Metazoa, Chordata, Mammalia, Artiodactyla, Lipotidae. Gene Ontology annotation, cellular component: cell surface; membrane. The record is from RefSeq and is a predicted model, not a curated record.
AUGGCCCCUGCCCGCCUGCUCGCGCUGCUGUGGCUCCUCGUGGGCGCCCUUGCCGUCGCCGCCGAGUCGAUCCGAGAAACUGAGGUCAUCGACCCCCGAGACCUCCUAGAAGGCCGACACUUUUCCGGAGACUUACCGGACGAUGAGGAUGUUGGCGUACCUGGGCAGGAGCCCCAUGACUUUGAGCUGUCUGGCUCCGGAGAUCUGGAUGACUCAGAGGACACCCCUAUCUUCCCGGAAGUGAUCCAUCCCUUGGUGCCUCUAGAUAACCACAUCCCUGAGAAGACAGGGCUUGGGGGCCGGGUCCCCACCGAACCCAAGGAACUGGAGGAAAAUGAGGUCAUUCCCAAGAGGAUGUCACCCUUUGGUGGGGACGAGGAUGUGUCCAACAAGGUGUCCAUGUCCAGCACAGCCCAGGGCAGCAACAUCUUUGAGAGGACAGAGGUUCUGGCAGCUCUGAUCGUGGGCGGUGGCGUGGGCAUCCUCUUUGCCAUUUUCCUGGUCCUGCUGCUGGUGUACCGCGUGAAAAAGAAGGACGAGGGCAGCUACGACCUGGGCAAGAAACCUAUCUACAAAAAAGCCCCCGCCAACGAGUUCUACGCCUGA